Molecule: messenger RNA, 726 nt
Organism: Porites lobata
Lineage: Eukaryota; Metazoa; Cnidaria; Anthozoa; Scleractinia; Poritidae
Source: the annotation of a GenBank genome assembly
AUGGCGUGUCCACCUUAUCCCACAGAAGUUUCCUACGCGCCUUACCAGCCAAUGCUUCGAGAGACCCCCAUAACCAUGAUGCCUUCGCAUCCAACCCCAUUACCGCCUGUGUCGCACUGCAGCAAAAUGGACCCUCGAGCCAACAUUCAUGUAGCUUCUCCAUUCGUUCUUAACCCUAUAGCAAGCUUUGAAACCGAACCUGGGCUAGCUGCUACACAUGGCUUGGGUUUUCACAUCGAUACGUCCAAACUGCGUGAACUGGAAGAGUUUGCAACGCAGUUUAAACUCCGGCGGAUUAAGCUAGGCUUCACGCAAACAAACGUUGGAGCAGCGUUAGCCUCAGUGCACGGAACAGAUUUUAGUCAAACGACUAUUUGCCGUUUUGAGAAUCUGCAGUUGAGUUUCAAAAAUGCGUGCAAACUGAAGCCGAUUCUAGCGCGUUGGCUUGAGGAAGCAGAAUGCUCCGGCGGGGCGUGUGGAGAUAAAUUUAACGCUGAACGGCGCAGAAAAAGACGGACGACCAUUGGGCUCACUGCAAAGGAACAUCUUGAAGAUCAUUUUCUGAAACAGCCCAAGCCAUCUUCACAAGAAAUUAUCCGCAUCGCUGAAGGAUUACGUCUUGAUAGAGAAGUUGUCAGGGUUUGGUUCUGUAACAGGCGACAGAGGGAAAAAAGGGUCAAAACAUCGCUUAGUAUUCACGGAUUCUUAACCUGUAAAAAUGAUUGA